GUGCGGUUCAGGAAGAAACCGUACGAUGACAGACGUAAGUGCUAACCUUAAAUCUGAUUGAUUCGAUUUUAUUCAAAUUUUCGAAUCGAUUCGAAUCGAGACCAAAAAGUCACAGCAGCUGUCACAGCCCCAAAUAAAUGCCAAACCUCUCCCCACGAAGACACCAAUUGCAGUGAGACACCAAGACCAAAGACACCCCUUGGAUCCCCACGAAGACACAUCUUUUUCUCUUCAGCAGAAAGCACCAAAACACCCGAGGACCAAGAGGGAACAAUAAGAGAGAUAGAGCAUGAUCCGAUCGAUAGCUGCCAACAGGUUGAGGAUAUGUGGCGGGAGAAAAAGUUCUCCUAUUCUGGCCAAGCUACCGGUUCGACAACAACCCCAGAGUGUGGGAGCCGAAAGAAGUUACGUGACGGGGUAUCAGUACCGUUCUGCGAAUAAGUACUCCUCGGUUGCGGCCUUGGACGAUGAAGUUCGAAGCUACGACACCAUUCCAGAGGAUGUCAUGGAGCUGGUGGAAGAGUACUGUCAAAAGAAACAAACACCAGUGUCCAUGCAUGCACUCGUCAAAGCAGGGAGACACAGUGCCGAUAAUGAUAAUCUCAUGAGAAACGGAAGUCUGAAUCAAUACAGCUCUGCUUCUGGAAAAGUUCUGAUCCAGGCUGCCAACUUUUUAUGCGAUGAACUACCCGUACGGCUUGCACAUCGCAUCAAUGAUCUGGACAAAGUACCAUUCAUGAGAGACAUGCCCAGUGUUCAGUUGGUUAAGGGUAUCUACAUUAAUUCCUUUGUAGACUUGGUCCGAUACGGCAGCAUUGCCACCAACGAGGAUGAGGCAGCCUUUGCCCACUUUUUAAACAAAAAGUACGAAAAACAUGCCAAUGUACUGAUUCAAAUGGCACGGGGAGCCUACGAGUUGCGCCAACAACAAAACGACCAGGUGGAGUUUUCGCAGUUGCAGGACUGCCACGAGUUCUUGGAUCGAUUCUACAUGUCGCGAAUUGGUAUUCGAGUCCUGGCCGGGCAAUACCUGGCUCUACGACAAACUCCACUACCGGAUUACAUUGGGAUGAUAUGUCUACGGACGUCUCCCUACGAACUUGUGCGACAGGCAGCAAGAGAUGCCACCAAGAUGUGCCAACGAAAAUACGGGGAAGCACCCGAGGUGCAAAUCAACGGACGCACAGAUUUGACAUUUCCCUACAUUCCCACCUACCUGCAUUACAUCCUUUUGGAACUGCUCAAGAAUGCCAUGCGAGCCACUGUGGAACGGCACAGCGAUGCUACUGGUAGAGCUUUGCCUCCUGUGCAGGUCAUCGUCGCCGAUGAGCAUGACAAUGAAGAUGUCGUAAUUAAGGUCGCCGACGUUGGUGGUGGAAUCCCACGCAGCAACUUGAAGAAAGUCUGGUCUUAUUUAUUUACUACGGCAGAUCCAAAGAUCCAAGAAGAUUUUAUUGGCGAUCGCGACCACGAUGCCCAAAAUUCACCCUUGGCUGGAUUGGGAUUUGGGCUCCCAAUCAGCAGAUCGUAUGCCCGUUACUUCAACGGGGAGCUCACAAUCAUGAGCAUGGAAGGGUGGGGCACUGAUGCGUACGUUCAUUUGGCGCGUUUAGAAGACCCAGACCAGGAAUUCUCGUAGCUGAGAAAAGUGGAAUCAUUGUGUGGAUCAAAUCAUUCGUCUUGGUUGUGACCACCCAACCAAGCAUUGCUGACGACUUCUUCGGCCAAGGCAGGUAGCGCAACCCAAUUUUCAAACUCUUACGAAUAACCUAACCAAUCUGGUUACUCCUUCUUC
Messenger RNA from Seminavis robusta, 1795 nucleotides. The record is from the annotation of a GenBank genome assembly. Lineage: Eukaryota; Bacillariophyta; Bacillariophyceae; Naviculales; Naviculaceae.